GGAAUUUCCACCUCAGAAAUAGUCAGCUUAUGGACACAGAACAGGCAUAUAGAAAGUGUGAAGUGUGAAAGACUUUACAAGUCCAGGCAGUAGCACGGCGCGGUAUCCCCUAGUCGAGCACUUCCAAUAGGAGUUACAGCGUUCUCAGUCAAUUAGAAUACUUGAGUGUCUCAAAUAUAUAAUAAAUGCAAACUAGCCAUGAGCAGAGCUCAGCGAGAGUCUGUGACGGAGAUACCAGAAGUUUCAUCACAUCAGAAGGGCUGGGAAUGGGUUAAUUUGCGCUCACAAUUUGAAUAUCUUCACUUGGAGCCGUGCUACCGCCGCUAUAUCGAACGCCUGGCCGUGGUCAAUGUGUCGCUCUUUUUGUUCAUCGCAGAGCUGUUGAUUGGCAUCCACAUCAUUUUGCAGUUGGCUUACAAUCAAUAUACAGCACUGACAACGUGCCCAUAUAUAUUCGUGAUGGUUCUGCUGCCAUUCAUACUCUGGAUAUGCAUGAUGGACAAAAAUAAAUAUUCUCGCUUUCGUUUUUGGAAUAUCUUGGCCAGCUACGGAGCUGUUCUUCUAGUGACAUUUAUAGAUACCUUCUUCAUUUUGCUAACUGGUGCUGCUGACACUCAUCUAAGAAGUUCCUACGAUCACAUCAUUAUUAUAUCAAUAUAUUUUCUACUACCAAUUUCCGUCUAUGGCAGACCCGUGUUCCUCGGCUUUGGUGUGGCCGUGAUCCAUCUGUUAUAUUAUGUUUACACAAGCUUCAUGACUGCGGAAGAGAUCAGCAUGACCAACCAUGGAUACUAUGCCAUCUAUCUGGUUUCGCUGAAUCUGUUCAUGAAGGGCUUUCGCUUAUUCAUCGAAUUCAAAUUGAGGACAAUGAUAUUGAAUCGUCGCCAGUUGCUGUCCCAGAACUUUAAGCUAAGGUCCACCGUGCUAAAGGAAAAGGACAUCAUGCAACAGCUACUGCCGUUAAAUACAAGCGAUACUCUCAAAGAGGAAAUGUACAAACGCAUCGAUGAGCAGCGUGUGGGCAUGCGUUAUUUUGUCUCAACCCUUCUCUUCAUAGAACUGUAUCCCGAUGUUUCUAUACUGGUUGCCAGAAUAAUGAACUAUGAGCUAAUAACACAGCUCGAUGUGUUAGAGAUCCUCGAAGUUCUUAAUGAGAUUUGUGUGCGCUUGGAUGGAUCAGCAACGUCGCAUAAUGUCCUGCCUAUCAAAUUCGUGGGCAACAUCUUUAGCUGUGUCGCUGGGGUCACACAAAAUACGGUCAGGCAUACCAAUGCCUGUGUCGAUCUUGCGUUCGACAUGAUAAAUCUAAUAGAAGAGAUAAGUAAGUCCAAGAAACUCGAUAUCGGAUUACGUACAGCAGUCCACAAUGGCGAAGCCUUCACUGCCAUUGUGGGCCGCAAAAAGUGUUGCUUUGAUAUCUGGUCAAAAGACGUGGCCAUUGUUCAAUGCAUGGAAUCGUUGGGCAGACAGAACAUGGUGCAUCUGUCGCAGAAAGCCCUGAACUCGCUGCAUAAUGAGUACAUCUACGAGGAUGGGCCGAUAGCGGCCCAAAAAAAUUCCCUCCUGCAGAAGGCCAAGAUCAGCACGUACUUGAUUGGGCCACAGCCCCGAGUAUUAAAAGGCAUUGGCGGCAACUAUUUGCUAAACAUUGGAAAUGAUUCAGCUACGUCUUCGCAGACGAGUUUGAAACGACAAUCGGGACCUUCGGCAAGUUCAAUAGCAGAAUUCAAUUGCUUUGAUGACCUUCCCCAGAAAACAGCUAAAUGCCUGCUCGAGAAGAUGGAAUGCAUGCCCGUCGACAGCAUCCACUUGGCAAGAAUAUUCGAUUUCUCCGAUCGCAUCGAACGUGGCAAUGAGGAUUAUGUAAUUAAGCCGCAUAUUACGCCAUUCUGGAGAAUCUUUCGCCAACGCGACAUUGAAAGCGGCUUUCUAAAUCAGCCAGAUGUAGUCUUUAAAUAUGCUCUCCUAAUGAUGGUAUUCGUCGGUACAGUCUUCUGUGUCAUCACCCUUAUGCCACCAAUAACUGAAAUCGCAUACAAAACGUUUAUAUUGGACAUAAUAUUGAUUGUGAUAUGUCUGUUUGGUUUCUAUAACAAAAUGGCGAUAGAGUUUUGCAAGGUUCCACAAAGUCGUUGCUCCAAUUUCUUUCUGCACCGUUGGCUUUGUCGAGUAUCCAAAAUACUGGAAGAAAAAAUAGUGAUACGCGCUCUAGUCUUCGUAUUGUCCCUCUGGCUGGUCUAUGUGAUGGGCAAUCUAGAAUCGGUCAUACUUCGAAUGGAGCAGAUCGAGCAGAAAGAAAUGGCUAAAGUACCACAUACGCUAUUGACUGAGCCCUGGGACGCUUCAGAGCAUAUCAUUCUUAUAUUUAUGCUGCUGACUUACAUGUCUGUGCCGCUAUUCAUCAAGACGGCCAUGAUCAUUCUGGUCUGCAUCAUGCACAUACUGACCCUGUACGUGUUUUACAGCAGAAAGGCCAGAACAAAGGUAAGGAAUAUGGGCUUGCCGCCAGAAAUUGCAAGCAUUUGGUAUUUGCUGACGGGCAGCAUCUUCUACCUGAUCGUGGAUCACCACAUAAUCUACCUGAAUAGAGUCAGCUAUUACUUCGUGUUCAACGAUCGCAAGAAGCAAGUCCUAACGGACAACAGCAACAGCAACGCCAACCUGAUAAUGUCCAACAUAUUGCCCUCUUACCUGGUAUCAAUGUUUCUAAAUCGUGGUUCGAAGGAACAACUCUAUCAUGAAUACAUUGACAAUGUCGCAGUGCUAUUCGCUUCCAUUGUCAACUUCCCUUUGGAUACGACCAGUUUGCGUGUGCUUAAUGAAUAUAUUUGCUAUUUCGACGAUCUAACCGAGAACUAUACUGAAAACUAUAAGGUUGAAAAGAUUAAGGUCAUUAACUGGACCUAUGUGGCUGCGUGUGGUCUAGGUAAAGGUGACCAUCAAUCCUGCAGAAGCACAGAUAGCGGAAGCAAAUUAAUGGAGGAUCAUUCGACCAUAACACCAAAUAUAUCGAGUGACUCCUCACUGAAAUUGCAGCACUAUGAGCCACGUUUCGUUCACCCGCUUCUCGAACCCGACGAUUAUUGCGUCCUGUAUCUGAUUCACUAUGCUGCCGAUAUGCUGCGCAUAAUGCAGGAUAUAAGCAAAAUAAAUCUGACAAUGAGAUUUCCCAACGCAAUGCCCGGACAGCUGAAAAUUGGCAUUUCGCACGGACCCGUUUACGCCGGUGUUGUCGGCGAAUCGCGCCUGUUUUUCGAUCUCUGGGGUCGAACUGUCAACCUGGCCUCGAUUAUGGUAGACAAGGGUGUGACUGGCAACAUCCAUGUCACUGAAAACACGGCCCAAGCAUUGCGACAAUAUGAUAUCAAAUGCGAUUUUCGCGGUAUCGAGAAUGACAAAUUCGAGGGCAAAUUGUCCACAUACCUCGUCGACCUGGAUGAGAUGCUCAACUUUCAGGGUGUCGAUGACAACUAUAGGCUUCAGUCUUUAAAAGAUGAGCAAUUGGCCAGACUCGAAUCAUUCUAUGUUGAAAACCACAUUGCUAACUAUGAGAGAAAAGAUAAAACACAGUAAUUAGAAAUAUAGAUCAUUAG
Messenger RNA from Drosophila hydei, 3593 nucleotides. RefSeq names its product adenylyl cyclase X E-like. The transcript is spliced from 12 exons. Gene Ontology annotation, molecular function: adenylate cyclase activity. Gene Ontology annotation, biological process: intracellular signal transduction; adenylate cyclase-activating G protein-coupled receptor signaling pathway; cAMP biosynthetic process. The coding region runs from base 199 to 3573 and encodes 1124 amino acids. NCBI's taxonomy places the organism in Eukaryota, Metazoa, Arthropoda, Insecta, Diptera, Drosophilidae. The record is from RefSeq and is a predicted model, not a curated record.